This is a messenger RNA of Eupeodes corollae, 2176 nucleotides long. RefSeq names its product molybdenum cofactor synthesis protein cinnamon (gene cin). NCBI's taxonomy places the organism in Eukaryota, Metazoa, Arthropoda, Insecta, Diptera, Syrphidae. Gene Ontology annotation, cellular component: cytosol; cytoplasm; dendrite. Gene Ontology annotation, molecular function: molybdopterin molybdotransferase activity. Gene Ontology annotation, biological process: molybdenum incorporation into molybdenum-molybdopterin complex; Mo-molybdopterin cofactor biosynthetic process; establishment of synaptic specificity at neuromuscular junction. The transcript has 8 exons. Bases 98 to 1918 code for a protein of 606 amino acids. The record is from RefSeq and is a predicted model, not a curated record.
GUGGUCAUAUGUUUUUAUGGCAUACAACCCCCUUGCCCUUCUUCUAAAACCAGUUCUGUCAUACAAAUUUAAAUUAAAACUAAAUUAAAAGACAAAUAUGGAUCAACCAGUGUUUGUUGUUUUAACAAUAAGUGAUUCGUGUCACCAGCAAACUGCAGUUGAUAAGAGCGGUCCGCGUUUAAAGGAAUUGGUUAAGGAAACAUUUGGCGAAUGCCAAUUUAUUACUGAAAUUCUACCCGACGAACGUAGUGUCAUCAGUAGUAAACUCAAUGGAUACGCCCUUAGGAAUGUUCGGGCAAUUUUGACAACUGGUGGCACUGGUUUCGGACCAAGGGACAUAACCCCUGAAGCCACAAAAGAUGUCAUACAAAAAGAAUGCCCACAACUUGUGCUGGCCAUGGCUUUGGAGAGCCUCAAGAAAACACCGUUUGGGUCAUUGUCUCGUGCCGUUGCAGGUAUACUUAACAAAACGCUGAUUGUUAAUUUUCCAGGCAGUGAAAAAGCAGUAGUCGAAUGCUUCGAAGCUAUUCGAUCAGUUCUGCCGCAUGCGUUGCAAUUGAUCGGCGACGAUUUUAACUUGGUCCAGAAGACACACAAAGAAAUUCAAGGAAGUUUUUCGAGAAUGGAUAGAGGACAUGUAUGUCCACAUAAAACAGGAACCGGCGAUCCCAGUGAUCGAAAUUCACCAUUUCCAAUGCUUCCCGUACACGAAGCUCUGGGAAUUAUAUUCCGAAUUGUUGUGGUGCAGCGGACCAUUCCAAACUUUUUGUCCCAGUAUGUGGCACCUGUUGAUAUCCCUCCAUUUAGGGCAUCAAUUAAGGACGGUUAUGCAAUGAAGUCAUCUGGUUUUUCGGGUGCAAAGAAAGUCGUUGGUUAUAUUGCUGCUGGAGAUGAGAUCUCUGACUAUGAACUUCAAGAAGAUGAAUGUUUCAAAAUAAACACCGGAGCUCCUAUUCCCAACCAUGCAGAUUGUGUUAUUCAAAUUGAAGAUACCAAACUUUUACGAACUACAAAAUCAGGAGCUGAAGAUUUAGUCGAAAUUCUUGUCGAUCCUCAAGCUAAUUUAGACAUUAGACCUAUUGGAUGCGAUCUUAGAAAAGGCACUCAACUCUUUCCCAGUGCAGAUCAUUCCGAAGUUGUUGUUAAAUCAAUAUUAGCUUCAGUUGGUAAAACGAUCCAAUUUAAAAAACCAAAAAUAGCUGUUAUUUCGACAGGCAGUGAAUUGCUGGCCCCAGAUGAUUUGGAUGUUUCGGGCAAAAUCUACGAUUCAAAUACAACAAUGAUUGAAGAAUUGUUAGCUUAUUUUAAUUUCGAAUGCAUGAUGAAGAGUGUUCUGAGAGACGAUUUCGAAUCACUUAAAGCUGCAGUUGAAGAUAUUUAUCAAUCUGUGGAUUUCAUUAUCUGCAGUGGUGGUGUUUCAAUGGGCGAUAAAGACUAUAUUAAACCAGUUUUAGAGAAGCUUGGUUUUCAAAUCAAUUUUGGAAGAAUUAAUAUGAAACCUGGAAAACCAAUGACAUUUGCUUCAAACACCAGUAAGGGAAAGUAUUUCUUUGGUUUGCCAGGAAAUCCAGUAUCAGCUUUUGUUACAUUCCACUUAUUUGCAUUACCAGCUGUCCGUUGGGCUUCUGGUUGGGAAAGAGAUAAGUGCGAGUUAGCUACAAUUCAAGUAACACUUCAAAACGACAACAUCGACCUUGACCCCAGGCCAGAAUAUGUUCGUGCUUCAGUGACAAGUAAAAAUGGACGUCUCUAUGCUUCAGUCAAUGGCAAUCAAAUAAGCAGCAGGUUGCAAAGUAUAAUUGGUGCUGACGUUCUUAUACAUUUACCAGGCAAAACGGCAGAGAAACCUGUUGCAUCAGCUGGUGACAUUUUAAGAGCUUCUGUCUUGCGUUAUGAUUUCAUAUCGAAAUAUGAAUAAUUUUUAACAAUCUAUAAAUAUGCAUCUAUAAAAUGCAAACAAAAUAAUAUUUUAAUUUCCAUCUCCAUCCACGUAUUUGGCUUUAUUGGUUCUAACUUUUAAGUACACAAUCGAAUUUACUGUAAUGCUAAAGUGCAUAAUUAAGAUAUAAAAUUUACGAAGAAAAAAAAGACAAAACAAAAUUAUUUUUCUACCAUUCAAGGCGAAUAUAGAAUUUAAAUAAUAAAAGCAAUAUAAUUAUAACACAAAUGUAUAAAA